Oryzias latipes (Japanese medaka) is the source of this 5859-nucleotide messenger RNA. NCBI's taxonomy places the organism in Eukaryota, Metazoa, Chordata, Actinopteri, Beloniformes, Adrianichthyidae. The record is from RefSeq and is a predicted model, not a curated record.
UGCUUUGAUCUCUAAUCCUACACUACUUUAAGAUCAAUCUGUGCUUUUAUGCUUUUGGAGAAAGCUAAAAAUCUGCAUUUAAAGUGCAUGCUAGCCACACAAACUAUUUUCUAACAUGAAAAAAAAUCAAUAGUCCCUGCUGUUAUCAGCAUUAACGUCUAAACUUCAACAGUUUAUCACCAGCAGUUUCAUGAGUCUGCAGUGUUUCUACACACCCCAUGACUUUUGGGUUAAAUCCAACCAAGCCAGAUUUGAAAUCCCAGCAAAUUUUAUUAUUUCAUUCAAGAAACCACAAAGAUGCUUAAAGGCCUAAUAGAUGAAGAAAAAAAUAGUCAAAAAACAGUUAUCUGUUAUUAGUGAUUAUGAUUUGAUUUGGUUUUCCGCCAAAGGGCAAACUGCUGGUGUGUCCCUUUUCUGUGGUUCUUGAGGUAAAUGCCUCAAAAAUGGGGUUUGUGGUGCAGCAUCACAGCGCAAAGAUCCAAAACAAUGUCGACUAUCUUCUACAGAGCAUUGCAGAAUUAUUAUUUAACCUAUGCAGAAAGUUUAUUGGGGUUUUGUUUUCUUUUUUUGCAGCCUUGAGAAAUAUUUAGCAAGCAUUAUUUUAUAAAACAUGAACUAAUGUGUUGCAGUUUAGCAACAUGAAAAUUAUUUAAAAAUGAAUUUAAUCCCUUUGGUCUCUAAUGUUUGGAAGCAGGUUUUGUAAUUUUCCAGUUGACCCUUGGCUAAAACCCUGAAAUAUGUUUAAAAGUCCUGAGAUGGUUGGAAAGAAUUCAAUCUGGCUGGACGAUAUGCUACUUGGAAAAAAGUCUAUUUAGGAGAUGGUGAAUGUGGUUAAACCAGAUGGUGGUUGGAACACGGCAUUGAUUUUACAUACAAUAUUGGGUGAAGCUUUCUUCAGUUCUGUGCUUUGAUUCAUACGUUAUGUACAUUCAAUUAAAAUCUUUAUACAAUUUUUUGACAGCUUUUUAAUCUGAUAAAAUGAUAAAUGUUUGAUCAUGUGGUUGCUCAGCAACAAGCUUUAGGCUGCCUAACGCCAGCUGAUCGUCACAUUUCAGCUGCCUCUGAUUGUCAGUUCCAAUCGUCCACCUCUAUUCCUGUCUCAACUGUAUGAGUCUUCUGCGGAGAACUACUACCAUCUUUAUCAGACCACGGACCAGUUUCAUGUCAGACAAUAUUUUCACGGUUUGGCCUGUAUUAGGCUGAAGUGGGCUUCCCAUUUUGAUUCUUUUAGCCUCCAUUUUAUUAUCAUCGUCUGACAAAUAUUUGCAGCUGGUUUCAGUUGUAUUUGUUAACUAGACUUUGUGUAGAAAUCAUUUACUUUCUUCCACUCAUCUGAAACCGGGUCUCAGAGACAGCAGUCUGAGGAAAGAUGACCAGACUUCCUUCGUACCGGCUGACUUCUCCAGCUCCUCUGGGAGGACCCCAAGGCGUUCCCAGGGUAGCCAAGAGACAAAGGCCAAAUCCAGUCAUCUACGUUAGCACGUAGCUUCCAGGGCUGAGAAAAUACAUCUGAUCGGUUUUAUAACUUCAAAACAUCACCGGGAGUUUGCCUGCGCGCCACAACCCCAGGCCUGGCUCCAGAGUGCCGCCUCAGUGAUGCCAGUCUGGACAAUGAAACUUAGUCUUGUUUGGUACUCAUUAGGGGGUUUCUGAACCUUCAUUUGCCUGGUAGCUUAGCUCCUGGGAUCAUCCAGCUCUCAAACCCCUCCACCACAUUAAGGUGGUGGUUCACAGAGUAGACCAUUACAGUAUGAUCUAGAUUUCCCCAUAAACCCAUAACUCUCAAAGUUAGAGCCAAAGAAAUCAGACGCCAACUUCAGCCUCGUCCGAAUUUUCAGCGAUGGAUUAAAAAAAAGAACUAUUGUCAUCUACAAAUACUAAUAAACGUGCAUCCACCCUUUGAAAAACUUUAUUAUCAGCAUCCUUUUUAAUAUUUUGAAUAAUUUUUGUCCCUUAAAGGCAGUUUUCUUUAUUUCUUCUUCCUUGAAGUCAAAGUCUUUUCUUCUGUUUCCUCACAGGCUCUUUUCUGUCAAAAGAAACAUUCCAGAUACAAUUGUUGUUGUUUUUUUUUACAUCAGUGUGUUAAUUUAAGAUAUUAUUUGGUUUCUUAUGUGAAAAACUUCAUUUAUAAUUCAGAUGAUGGGGUGGAUUGUAUAUAUUUUUUUACUACUGAAGUUUGGAGUCAGGUUUUGUAAUUGCCUAGUUAACCCUGGCGAAACCUCUAAAAAUUGGGCCAUUCAAAAGUCCUGACAAGGUUGGAAAAGAAUUUAGUCUGCCCGGAUAGUAUGCUAGAUAGGUCUAACUUUUAGUCAAUAAACCAGAAAAACGCUGCAGGUGAGAAGCUGCAGGUGAGAAGCUGUUGCAAGAUAGCGUUGACUUUGCAUAGACGUCACUACGAUGAAGGAAGUUAGAAAUCUGUCAAGCAAAAAGAAGGCUAAAGGAACCAAUCAUGGUCGUCUUCCAGCACACCAGUUUUAGUAAAUGCAUAGUGCUUGGAGCUGCUGCACUUCCUAAACUUUUGUGUCAUAAUUUACAAACAAAGCAAAACUGCUAUCUACUGCAACCCAGGGGGAAGGUUGGGACUUUAAGAGAAAAAUCUAUAUGCUGUUACUCCAAACAGAAGAAGAAAAAAGAGAACCUGUUGAUUUGGCUGAUUGGUUGAUCACCAUGAACAAUCCUCUCACAAUGUUGUCAUCACGACAUGGAUCCAUCUUUCUAUUCUUGGCUCUGUGUGUUUUGACCAUCCUGUUCUACAACAAGCAGUGGCUUGAGAGUCAGAAUGAACAAAUCCCCGUUUUCAUGGCGGCUCCCGUCAAACCUGCCCAGGUGAAGAGCUCCCUGCCUACCCAUCAACAGCCCUCAAAGGAAGCUGUUGAGCUGGACUUCCUGAAAAACGUAACUGCUUGGCCUUCAACUCCACCUCUACCACUAAACUUUUCUUGGAAUGACACCAGUGAUCCACGGCACAGCACCGUCACUAUUCUCCCAAAGAGAGGAGGGGGGCAGUGGCAUGCUGGAAAUGAGCUGGAGGUUGUGAUAAAGAUGUAUAAUUUCCACGGUAAGCCAAAGACAUCUGGAGGAGAUUUCCUACUGGCCCGGCUGCACAGUCCCAGUCUUCUGGCAGGUGUGGCAGGAAAAGUGGUGGACCAUCUCAACGGCAGCUACUCGGCUCUAUUCCCUUUACUGUGGGAAGGAAAGGUGCAAGUCCAGGUGAUCCUGGUUCACUCGAGUGAGGCGGUCACUGUGCUCCAGCAACUAAACCGUAUGCAGCCUCACAGAAUUUACUUCCAGAGUCUCUUCCGCUCAGCCUCUCUGACUGAAACCACCACCUGUAACGUUUACAUUAAUGCAAGUCAGCAGCAAGUGUGCAACUACACUGACCUGCACACAGGUGAGCAGUGGUUCUGCUACAAGCCAAAGAAACUGAGCUGUGAUGCCCGGGUCACUCAUGCCAAGGGAGGAUUUAGGAAAAACAUUACACAUCAGGAAGAGAUGCUUUUUCAGAGUGGCGUCAAUAUGAAGGUCUCCAUUCCUCCAUCAACCCAUCCCAACAUAAGUGUGCACCCAAGAGAAGACCAAACCAGGGGGAUCGGUGACAUUGUGAGGACAGAACCUUCUGGUUAUUACUAUCAUGGUGCCUGGAGACCACUAGAUGGAACCAAAGUACACCAGUUCAAUUCCUCCACAGCAGUCAGUCAGUGUCUGAGAGGGAAGGGGCUCCACCUGUUUGGAGACUCCACCAUCAGACAGUGGUUUGAAUACUUCAUCGCAUCAUUUCCAGAUCUCAAGAAUUUUGACCUGCACAGCUCCGAACAAGCUGGACCUCUCAUGGCCUUGGACUACCCAAACAAUAUCUUGGUGACUUACCGCUGCCACGGUCCUCCUAUCCGUUUUGCUAAUAUUCCUGUGACUCAGCUGCGUUACAUUGCCAAUGAACUAGACCACAUAGACGGAGGCCCCAACACUGUCGUAGUCAUUGGUGUCUGGUCGCACUUCAGCAGUUUUCCUGUUGAUGUUUACAUUCGACGUCUACAGAACAUCCGCAAGGCGGUGGUGCGGCUGCUGUCCAGAGCGCCACGUACGCUGGUGGUCAUCCGGACCGCAAACCCCAAAGCUUUGACCGUCUAUGAAACACUGACCAACAGUGACUGGUAUUCUAUACAGGGUGAUAAGCUGCUGCGGGCCGUCUUCAAGGGACUUGAUGUCCAUCUGGUGGAUGCUUGGGACAUGGUCUUGGCCCACCACCUGCCACACAACCUUCACCCACAACCACCCAUCAUCAAAAACAUGAUUGAUGUUCUCCUGUCCUACAUAUGCCCUCCACCAACAGACCAAACCAGGGUAAAUCACUAAAACAGGCAAAACUAGAAGAACUGGGCUGUGAUGUUGAGGAACUCUUGCACUUUAGGACAGAAUACCCUCUACGGUGCAAUAGAACCAAGGCAGGGUUAGAAAUCCAACACAAAGCACUGCGGUGAUUUUAGACCUGUGGAUGCAGCAACGUUUACACAUUACUUAUUGGACAAAGUUGUCCAUGAAGUUUUCAACAACAUACGUUCUAGUUUUUUUCUGAAGGGUUUUGAUGUUUUUUUGUUUUACAAUGAGAUGUCGCUUGUCAACACUGCAUCAACACUUUUAUCACUCAGUCUCUGAGUGCCAAAAGGAUUGUGAGUUGUGAAUCAUGGGAUUUUUACUUUAUUCAGUAAAUUUUUUAACUUAAUGUAUUUCUGUUUUACAAAAGAAGAGAAAAACACACACACCUAAAAGUUUGAACAAAACUUAAUGCAACUAAGAGCACAAUGUUUACACUGUAGAGAAAGUCUGGAUCUUGCAAUGCAUUCUGGUAUCGUAUCACUUUUUUAAACUAUUGCCGUGUAUUUCUUGAAUAUCUCAUGUUUGUGAAAAAUUUGUAUUUCUAUUUCCUUAAAACUGUUUUUAAACAACUUUUAUUUGGUAAUUAUUGUCUUAACUUUGUAUGCAUUUUCUUAUGAAUGUUUUAAGGGGUUUAACUAUUUAUGAUGAAAUAAUAUUUUUAUAACACUGUUUUGAUUGUGUUAGUUUUUGCACUCAUUUCACGUUUUUACAACAAUCUGUAAGGAUGAAGUGAGUUUGAGCAUUGAAUAAGAUGAAGAGCAGAAAGGCACGUGGUCCUGAUGAUUUACCUGUAGAGGUAUGGAAGUGUCUAGGAGAGAUGGCAGUGGAGUUUUUGACUGGGCUGUUCAACAGGAUCUUAGGAUGAGGAGAUGCCUGAGCAAUGGAGAAGUGUGAUGGCACCCAUUUUGAAAUGAACUGAAGCAGGGGGGCUCCAGGAGACCAGUCUCUGCACAAACCUCUAACAAAACAUAUUAAAGGUUUUGGAGAUACAGUCAGAGAGGCCAGACUUAGAUGAUUCGGACAUGUCCAGAGGAGAGACAGUAAAUCUAUUUGUAGAAGGAUGCAGAGUCUAGAGCUGCCAUGUAAGAAGAGGAAGGCCAAAGAGGCUUAUGGAAGCAGUGAAGGAAGACCGAAUAGAAGAGAUGAUGCAGAAAACAGGGUUAGAUGGAGGAAGCUGACUGCAGCAUUAAACAAUUAUUAUUAAAUUAUUAUUAUUAACAUCAGUUUGAAGCACACUUAUCCAAAAUAACUACUGUGACAUGUCCUAUGAAUCCAGUUCAAUCCCACCUGGGGGAACUGAAAAAGAACAUUUCUGUGUGGAGUUUGCAUGUUCCCCCUGUACAUGCGUGGGUUUUCUCCAGGGACUCCCACCAUCCAAGAACAUGCUUCAAGUUACCAGGAUAGGCUCUGGUGACCCUGAAAGGGACAAAACAGAAGAAAAUGAAUGUUUUGCUGUUUUAAUAAAUUGUUGUUGUGAUCUUUAAA